Molecule: messenger RNA, 1874 nt
Organism: Sycon ciliatum
Lineage: Eukaryota; Metazoa; Porifera; Calcarea; Leucosolenida; Sycettidae
Product: spermatogenesis-associated protein 17-like
Exons: 15
Coding region: 374-1531 (385 amino acids)
Molecular function (GO): protein binding
Source: RefSeq, a predicted model, not a curated record
AGUCUUCACUUCUUCAGUCGUUCAGAGUGGUGCCUCUACAAUACUCAAUCGCUUCAUUCCUCCUCGUACUCGUAGGCAAGACUGAUCUCUGUCACGGGCAGUACUAGAUCUGCUCCCUCCUACUUGUAGUGCUCGCACAGCGCUACGAGUACCUCAGCUCUCGGAGUAGUAGCAUUAGCAGGUCGACACAGUGGUCGGCUAGAACUCGAUUGCGAGGAAUAUAGCAACUGGCCAAGUUACCAACCUCUGGAGGUGCCUCUGAGAUCAUGGCUAGAUCGCCCCAUUUGCCCCGUGAUAGUAGUAGCCAUUGAAGUAGUUUGUCGGCUAGCGGGCAACAGUGCUACAGAAGCGGCGCGCACGUAGCAGCGACGUGAUGGCUGUCUAUUUACGGGAGUGUGCCAUGCCAGGCGAGGAGAGAUUCAAAACGUUCCUGGAUGGAAUACAAAGAGAUGCUGAUGACUGCCAACCUAGUGAGUAUGCGGCUGCAUGCAAGCUACAAGCAUGGUGGCGUGGAGUACUCACUAGAGGAUAUUUGGCGUACCUGAGGAUGUGCUGUGUGCGAGUGCAAAGCUGCUGGAGAGGUGUUCUGGGAAGGAGGGAGUACAGGGAGAUAUUGCAGACACGCGUUGACCUAUACGAGUUCCAAUACUAUUACAACUCAGCCGCCAAGAUCCAAGCUCUGUGGAGAGGUUACGUGGUGCGGCGGGACAUCAGUGACUUCUACGCCAGGAAACGGUUUCUGGAAGGACUGACGGUCAAAGAGGAAAUCUUCCGGAAAGAGCUACUCACGGAGAGGCAGAGGGCAUUAGUAGCUGCACAGAGGGAGCAAAACAACGCAGAAAUGGAUGAAAUCACCCGCAUUGCCGAGCAACAUCAUCACAUGGCCAGCACAGUAUCAACUCGUGGCGUGUACAACAGCUUCAACUGCACAGAAAGGAACCGAGCCAUCGAUGACACGAUGCAUGCCAGGUCACGUCAUCUAAAACCAUCGGAAGUAUGGCACGAGCGCAUGGAGCAGCACUAUUUCACCGUCAAUGCCAAGCUACCGGCAGAGACAAGCGGGAUGACAGAUCCCACUGCCAGCGGCAUGAAGUGGACCGGACGGCUUGCCACAGUGCGAGAUCGCCGUGCAGAUUGGAAGUCAAAUGUUCCAGUACUGCCGCCCAUCCAAGGCAGUUUACAGGGACCUUUCCUUCCACCCGAUCUGGUGAAAGCUCAGCGCAAACGACCAGCGCAUCGCUCCGUCCACAGCACAUCGGACUAUCAGAACGCCAGGGAAACUAAUGCUGCACAAGUGCUAUCUGAGCGAAGAAAACGAAUGCACGAUCCAAAGUUAAAACCGUUCACCAAGGUCGAGUACCAGCCAGUCAGCUUCAUACACUGCAAGAGUCCUGUUCAGAAAGCCGAACACGGUACCAUUCAUUUCCGAGAUCCUGCCAGCAUUUCCUCUCCAGACAAGGAUUUUCAACUUCAUGCUCUCAGCCGGAAAAUCCCGCUGUUUGACGGCUUCAACAAGACAUACUCUUCAUGAGUGACCAGAAAUCGCAAUAUACUUUGAAGUGUGAGACAGGAAGAAGUACGCUGCGUGAGAUACUCCUGCCUGCCCUUGACAACGUCUGUGCUGUAUGUAAAAGUGUGUGAUGUGCAAAUUUUGGAUUGUUCAUUUUCUCUUUUUGUCGCUUCCUACGUCAAACUUGAAUAUUUCCUAUACAGGUCAGAUUGUAAUGUCACCCAUGCGUGGUCUUCACAAUAAACCCCAUAGAAGGUCUGAGCCCAGAUGCUUGUGAACAUAGCUGUGUUUCAGGAGACUCACGUUGAUUCUGUCUUGCUAUAUAAAAAAUAAUUAUUGUGUUUUAAAAAGCUGCUACUUCGAA